Scylla paramamosain (green mud crab) is the source of this 4968-nucleotide messenger RNA. Its product is annotated as GTP-binding protein Rhes-like. Gene Ontology annotation, molecular function: GTPase activity; G-protein beta-subunit binding; GTP binding. Gene Ontology annotation, biological process: signal transduction. NCBI's taxonomy places the organism in Eukaryota, Metazoa, Arthropoda, Malacostraca, Decapoda, Portunidae. The record is from RefSeq and is a predicted model, not a curated record. Bases 1754 to 3010 code for a protein of 418 amino acids. The transcript has 6 exons.
GGGAUAUCAGACGGAGAUAGGGAGAAAAGGUGAGGAGGACAGAAGAUACAGUGCCUGAGGAAAGUGGAGAGAGAGCUUGAGGAAAAGUGGAGGAAGGGAAGAGGGGGUCGAUCCAGAGAGAGAGAGAGAGAGAGAGAGAGAGAGAGGGAGAGAGAGAGAGAGGGUGCAUCAGAUGGUCCCGUGGCGCGUGCGUGUUGAUAAGAAGAGCAGCAAGUCUCGACUCAACUCACCCUUCGCAAAAGUGUCAGUGGUGUGUCAGGACGUGGUAGGGAGGAGAACGUUGCUCUGCCGCUGCCCGAGUGAAAUAAUAAUUUAAGUCACCCUUCGAGGAGACGUGCGCCCGAUUAACCGAAGCGUGACUGAAACAGGUGGAAAUAAUUAACGUGAAGUGCUCGGGAGGAUAAAGAAACGCCUUCACUUGUAUAUCGCUAAUGGAAUGAAAAAUGCGUGAGGUUUAAACAUGGAGAAAGUGUUACCGAGGACCAGAGAAUAAAAAGGACAAGCUGAACUGAACGAAAAGAAGUGAACCGCCCACCUCUCGAAAUGGCAAGUUACUAAACCCAAUGAAACAGGCCCAAGUGAACUAUCCUUACCGAAACAUCUGAACUGAGCGAUGUGUAGUGGAAUGAUGCACCUGCUGAACGCUGCUUACUGGGAAAUUUUGACCACUUGUUACAAGUUUAUUUAUAUGGGAUUAUAUAACGUGGUGGAAUAAUCUUGCAGUGAGCGAUACAAAGUGAAAAGAUUAGAGUGAAGUGAAGGAGAAACGGAAAAAAAAAAAACUUUGGCAGGAAAAAUAAUCAACUAACAGAACGAAAAGAACGAGAAAAAUCCAAAUAAAGUGAAACUCGGAAUGCAAAAAAAUAAACAGAAGCCAGACGAGCGGAGAUAAAAAGGAGAAAAUCAAUAACGAAAAAUGAAAAAUACGACUAUAAGAAAUUGAUAUGAAAACAGAUUAUGAAAAAUAUAAUAUACAAACAAGACAGUAAACGAUAAAACAUAAAUACGUGAAAAAAAUACAUUUAAUCAGAGAACAUACAAAGGAAAAGAAGCUGCAAAAAAAAAAUAAAAAUAAAGAAAACUUACAGAAACAGAAGAUAAAUAAAGAAAGAGAAGGAACAAGAACAAGAACACACGAAGGAGUAUAAUAGAGGAAAGAACACACGAAAAAAAAAAUAGAAAAAGGAGGAAAGAAAAUUGAUAAAGAUGGCAAAAUAAAAUAAACCCACAAAAAACAGAGCAGUGAAUAAAGCAGAGGAGAUAAAAAAAAACAGAAAAAUAAAGAAGAUAGAAAAAAUAAACUGUUAAAUACGAAACUAAAACAGAAGAGAAGUUAAAAAAAAAAGCUAGCAAAAUUGAGAAAAAAAAUAGAACAUAACAAAAAUAUAACAAAAGAAAACGUAAGAAACAAAACAAAAGAAAACAAAGAAGAAACGAAAAGAAAAUUAGAAGGAAAAGGAAAUAGAAGUAGAAAACAGAAUAAAACACAAGAGAGAAAGAACGAAAAGGGAAAGAUAAACAGAAGUAAAAAAGAAACGCAAUAAAACACAAAAGAGAAAGGAAGAAAAGGAAAAAAGAAAACAGAAGGGAUAGAAGUUAGAAAAAAACUGAAUAAAACAAGAGAGAGAGAGAGAGAGAGAAAGAGAGAGAGAGAGAGAGAGAGAGAGAGAGAGAGAGAGAGAGAGAGAGGCAGUAACAAGACCAGUAGGGAAGGCAGCAGAAACCUAACAGAUCCUGGAACACUGAAACAAAAAUGGAAACUAUUACAGAAAACAGUCUUCAGAGUCCCCAGGAGGAGCGAAGGAACGAAACACGAGACACCGCCCAGAAGACAGGCAUGGCCGAGGACGCGAGGGUCUCUCCAACUGACCAGGAGGGAGACAGGGAAGACAGACAAAAAGAUGGACAGAAAACUAGCGGGCUUCCAAGUCUUCCCUCCUGCGAUGAUGAUGGAGGAGGUGAAGGAGGCGAAGGAGGAGGAGGUGAAGGAGGUGGGGAUAAAGAGGAGGAUGUUCAGGAUACCACUACCUCCUCCUCCACAUGUACAGAAGACCAGGUCAGCGCCCCCAGCAGUGCAGACACGGCACAAGCCUCCUCCAGUGGCAGUUGUAAGGGAGCCACGCCCCCCACGUCACUCCCUCUGGCGCCCAAGAGUAACAUGAAACCCCCCGCCAAGAACUGCUUCAGGCUUGUGGUCCUUGGCGCCUCCAGGGUGGGCAAGACCUCCAUCGUGUCCAGGUUCCUGAAUAACAAGUUUGAGGAGUCCUACACGCCCACCAUUGAGGACUUCCACCGCAAACUGUACAGGAUCCGCGGAGACGUGUACCAGCUGGACAUCUUAGAUACGUCAGGCAACCAUCCUUUUCCAGCCAUGCGCAGACUCUCCUUUCUCACAGGUGACCUCUUCAUCUUGGUGUUCUCGUGGGACUCCCGGGAUUCCUGGAAUGAGAUUCUACGUCUAAGGGAGCAGAUUGUUGAAACCAAGCAAUGUGUCACGUCCUCGCUUUCCGGCAGCCGCAGGAGAUUGAGGGGCGGCGUGACGCGAGUUCCGAUGGUGAUUGCAGGGAACAAGGUGGACAAGGAACACAGGGUUGUGACAGCGGAGGAGGUGCAAAAGUUCGUGUCCUCGUUGUCCUGCUGUGCCUACGUGGACGCUUCGGCCAAGAUGAAUUACAAUGUGGAUAAGCUGUUCUACGAAUUGUUUGUCUUGGCUAACCUCCCUAUGGAGAUGUCGCCAGCUCUGCAUAAGCGAGUGUGCCCCAUCCAGCAAGGACAGACCACCGCCACCUCCUGCCCAGUCGGUAUUCCAGGGAGCUCCGGGAGGCAUCGAGGUUUGUCAAUACGCAGAAGACUCAGUGAUGCGUAUGGUAUGGUGGCGCCGAACGUACGCAGGCCUUCCAUACGCACUGAUCUCCUCAUCCUCCGCGCUAAAACUAGUCUUCAUUUAACUGGUCUAGAUACGUUUACAGAGAAGAAACCAAGGAAGGAAGUCUCUUGUGUUAUCCAGUGAGGAUGUGCGUGUGUGUGUGUGUGUGUGUGUGUGUGUGUGUGUGUGUGUGUGCGUGUGGGUACCCAGGUGUCGUGGGUGAUUAAUAAGCGCGCACAGGUGUCUCGUUACGGCAGGUGUGUCUAGCCGUUGGUAAUGAGGCGUCAGUGAGGUGAGGUCAGAUAGUGGCUUGUGUUCCGAAACGCUUUGGAGUUAUGAUAGUUUCCAGAAGCCACGUAAGUAAUUAGUCAGCUCCUCAUGAGUGUCUUUCUUAUGGAAAACGUAGAUUUCUUCUUUAACUAUCGCUAGGGUCAUAAGUAAAAACUCUUGAAAAUCCCGUGACUUCCAUUCGAGGCUUUUAAAUUAUCUCUAGAAUCAUUAAAACCUUGGAAACUCGAGUAGCUUCCACUAGACCUUGUUAGAUUAUCACUAGAACCACUAAAACACCCAUGAAAACUCAAAGUAUUACUAAUUAUCACAAACACCCCUUAAAAUCCAUAUAACUUCCAUAAACGCCACCAAACUGUCCCUAAUAACACCAAAAACACUCUUGAAUCUCCAGAUAACUUCUACUACAGCCUUUUAAACCCUCAUUAAUCACUACAACACUUUUGAAAACCACUUAGAACUUCGAUGGAGCCGUUUAGUCACUACUACUACUUGAAAAUUCAGAACUUUCCACUAGACUAGAGUUUUUUCAAAGUCGUCGAGAUGGGACUCUGGAACGUUUUAGAACACGAACCACUGCAACAUCCCGACGUCGAGAUGGGACUCUGGAGCGUUUUAGAACACGAACCACUGCAACAUCCCGACGUCGACAUGGGACUCUGGAACGUUUUAGAACACGAACCACUGCAACAUCCCGACAGGUAAACCGAAACACUUGUGGCAUUUUUAACACUUGUUUCUCACACCUGUGCUGUACGGGGCUACAUAGUAUAUCUAAUUACCGUGUGCUAUCAACAGGAGAAGGGAAAAAAAAUAAUAAAUCGGUGUACUGUUAAUAAAUGGGAUAAUUAAAUGUGUCACGUGUCAUUAAAAAAAAAUUACUGUGUUCCAUAUAUAUAUAUAUUAAAAAAAAAACAGGCGUACGUAAAGACCUUUUUUGGUUCAAUUGUUAUUAAAGAAAUGUUCAGUGUUCUAAUGAUAUUUCUGUUCAUUUUAGGAUGUCAGUAUUGUUCUAUUUUGUUCUUCAGGUGUUUAGAUGAUCCAUAGUGAUGAUGAUGAUGAUGAUGAUGAUGAUGAUGAUGAUGAUGAUGGAGUUGAUGUUUAUAUAAUAAUAAUAAUAAUAAUAAUAAUAAUAAUAAUAAUAAUAAUGAUAAUAAUAAUAAUAAUAAUAAUAAUAAUAAUAAUGAUAAUAAUAAUAAAAUGACCAUCAAUGUUAUUUGUUGUUCAUUAUGAAUUCUUGACAUAAUCAUCGAAAAACUGUUUAUAGGUUUCGUGAAUGUCACUCUCUAGUCUCGUUUUAUUUCCAAAGAUGAUAACACAAUAAACAAAUAAAGAAAUAAGGAAAAGAAAAAGACAAAUAAAUUAUACCUGAACGUUUUACAAUCGAAAAAUCUUAAUGCACUCAAUACACAUUCUGAACCAAAGCAUUCGCCCAGGAACAGGAAUCAAAAUACAUACACUCACUCAUUCACUGCAUCACUCACCUCACUCGUCACCAUCGGUCACCAUCACAGCUCAAUACCUCACAAAACUACCGACAAACCAACUAAACCAAAAUAAACAAUAACAAUAAUAAUAAAGAAAACAAAAAUUAAAUCAUAAAAUCAACAGUAAUUAUAGGAAAUAGUCACGUAAGCUGUAAACUUUGUACUAUUUUUGUUAUGCUCAAAAAAUAAAUAAAAAUAUUAAAAAAAUACACACAUAUAUACGUACAAUAAACAUAUAUGAGCUUCACGUCUUAAUGGUAAACGUAUGUAUGUAAGGAAACUAUUUAUGAUACCUGUCAAUAUAUUAAUAAAAAACAUGUCUAGAAC